Tilletiopsis washingtonensis is the source of this 2015-nucleotide messenger RNA. Its product is annotated as alpha/beta-hydrolase. The coding region runs from base 25 to 1956 and encodes 643 amino acids. The record is from RefSeq and is a predicted model, not a curated record. The transcript is spliced from 3 exons. Lineage: Eukaryota; Fungi; Basidiomycota; Exobasidiomycetes; Entylomatales. Gene Ontology annotation, molecular function: hydrolase activity.
CACCACCACAGCGUCGCAUCCACCAUGGCCGCGCCCGUCUCGCCCACCACACAGGCGCCAGAUGUCGUGCGCGAUUUCGCACACGAGGAGGCGGCGCCCGUUGCGCCCUCCUCCUCCAAGGGCACCUCCACAGACGUCUCCUCCUCCUCAACGCCCCUCUCGCCCUCGCCCUCGCACUCGCGCUCCGCCCUGCUGCCUUCGUUCCUGCACAAGCCGGCGCCGCCCACGCCGCACUGGUCCUCGCUCGAGGAUCUCAACGACCCCGAUCCCUCGCGCGCCUUUGCCGCCGACCGCAAGGCGCGCCGCAGGUCGCACCCCAACGCCGCCCUCGCCGCCGUGCACGCCCUGCCCACCGUCAUCUUCCCCCUGCAGGGCGCCGGCGCCGGCUCCGAGUUUGCACAGCAGGCGCCCCUCUGGUCGCGCUACCCUUACAAGGCGCUCUACUAUGCCUACUUUGGCCUCACCGUCGGCCUCCUCUUUCUCCCCUACUUUGCCCUCGCCUCGCUGCUGCCCGCCAUGCGCGGGCGCCGCCGCUGGAGCUGGAAGAAGGCCACGCUGAUCCGCCUCUACCGCCACUCGACACGCCUCACGUACCGCUCCCACACGUCCUUCACGCGCGACCUCAGCCAGGAGGUGCCGCACUCGCAGACGUUCAACUCCAAGUUCACCUGGGUGCCCGCGCUGCCCGCCGCGCUGCUGCGCGGCGAGAUCCGGCGCGCCAUGGCGGCGCAGGGCGUGAGCAACGAGCGCACCUGCGGCUUCUGGUUCGGCGCGCGCGACGACGGCGGCGCCGUGGGCCAGCCGGCGGCAAAGGGCGAAAGGGUCGUGCUGCAUCUGCACGGCGGCGCCUACUGGAUCGGCUCGGCUCACGAGAAGGACGUCUCGGCGGCCGUGUCGCUGCAGCUGCUGCACAAGCUCGAGGCGCGCCGCCGCCGCCGCGCCGGGCGCGACGCCGAUGCCGCCACACCCGGCGUCGAGCUCGACGCCUCGCCGCUGGGCUCCACGCUGCCCGUCGUCGGGCCCGGCUACUGCCGCCGCUCCUUCUCCCUCGACUAUCGCGUCUGCAUUCCCGGCCAUCCGGAGCGCGGCAGCUUUCCCGCCGCCCUCAUGGAUGCCGUGGCGGGCUAUCAUUACCUGGUCAAGGGCUGCGGCUUCGAGGAGGACAAUGUCGUCGUCGUGGGAGACUCGGCGGGCGGCAACUUGGCACUGGCGCUGUGCAGAUACUUGAGGGAUGAAGAUGUGGGCUUGAAAGUGCCUGGCAGCAUGCUCCUCCUCUCGCCGUGGGCCGACACUUCGCGUUCGCACUCUGGGCCUCUCAAUGCGCUCAACCACUUUUCGUCGGUGUACCAGAACCGCGCCGUCGACAUUAUCCCUCCCGGCUCGGGCUUCCGCAACACGGCCGUGUCUGCUCUGCUCGGUGUGCUGCCGGCGAGCGAGACGUACCGCAAUCCGUACCUCAGCUCCUGCUCGCUGCACCUCGACGUCGAGGCGCCCAGCUGGGGCUACGAGGGCUUUCCGAGGCGCAUCUACAUUACCACGGGCGACGGCGAAGUGUCGUACGACCAGCACCUGACGCUGGCGCAUCGCCUUGCGGCGGGCACGCGGCGCACGCGGCCCAUCUACGUCGGCGACCGCCUCUCUGCCGACGCCGACGCGCAGGCGCUGGCGGCAAGAGCCAACUAUCCGCGGCCGCGCCGCAGCUCCAUCCCCGGACCCGUGCUGCCGCGCCAUGCGCCCAAGCACGAGCAGGUCAGAGCUCCGCCGGGCGCACAGCAAGUGGAGGGCGAGGCGGUGACGGACGGCAAGCGAGAGGAGGGCGCAGGUGGAGAGGAGCGAGAAGUGUGGCUGGACGAGUGCCGGGACGCGGUGCAUGACUAUUUGCUCUUUGGAUGGUGGGGACGGGAGCGAGACGUCGGCUGGGAGCGCAUCUCGGCGUGGAUCGAGGCGGACGAGUAGCCGGGCCUGUGCAGCGAUACCCCCCUGACGCCCCAUGUUGCCCCGGGCAUGCCAUACGU